AUGUUGUUGCAACCCCAAGAUGUCAACGCUCUGUUGCAUAGCAUGCGACAGCAAAUCCUGGCGUUGGCCACGCAACUCGCCGAGAUACAGGCAAACCCCCCUGUAGCAACCCCCUCGGUGGAAAAGAAGUUCAACAAGAAAGUCAAAGUCAUCGCUGACCCUGGUGCCUUCCAGGGAGACAGAGCGCAAUUUGCCAAAUGGUGGAUCAAGCUCCAGAUUUGGGUCAAGGCAAACUGGGACGCGUUUGCCGACGAUUUUGAGGAGUGCUACACCACGGGUGUGUGGCCUACCUGGGACAAUCUCAAGAUUGAGAUCGAAAAAUAUUUCAAACCACAGGCUGAGCGUGACUGGGCUUGCCAACAAAUCUGUUCCUUCAAGCAAGGCAACAUGAGGAUGGACAAUUAUGUCACCCGGUUCCUGGCCCUCUCCAUCCAAUGA
Molecule: messenger RNA, 438 nt
Organism: Serpula lacrymans var. lacrymans S7.9
Lineage: Eukaryota; Fungi; Basidiomycota; Agaricomycetes; Boletales; Serpulaceae
Exons: 2
Coding region: 1-438 (145 amino acids)
Source: RefSeq, a predicted model, not a curated record